This is a messenger RNA of Bactrocera tryoni, 1136 nucleotides long. RefSeq names its product putative nuclease HARBI1. NCBI's taxonomy places the organism in Eukaryota, Metazoa, Arthropoda, Insecta, Diptera, Tephritidae. The transcript is spliced from 3 exons. The record is from RefSeq and is a predicted model, not a curated record. The coding region runs from base 8 to 1081 and encodes 357 amino acids.
CACAACAAUGGAGUUCAGUGACAGUGACGACGAUUACGAAGAGCUGCUAAAAGUGGUAAUUUUCCGUCGGAAAAAAGAAAUCCGGGAGCGAUUUAAUUUCUUUCGACUUUAUGAUGAAAAGGACUUUAGAGAGCGUUUCCGCCUAUGCAAAGAUGCUGCAUGGGAAGUAUUGCAGCUCAUACGUCCAGAUAUACAGCAUGCUACCACAUGGAAUAAUGCGUUGUCGCCGGAUCAUAUGUUGACGAUUACAUUGAGGUUUUAUGCCACUGGCAGUAUUCAGCAAUUGAUUGGAGAUGUGUCAGGAGUGUCUACUAGCACAGUAUCAAGAGUUGUUACUCUUGUUUCAGAUAAAAUAGCAAGGUUGCGAGAACGUUUCAUACGAUUCCCUACUACAACGGAAGAUAUACAUCAAAAACAGAAAGAGUUUUUUCGAAUUGCUAAAUUUCCCAGAGUUAUUGGUGCCUUAGAUUGCACGCACGUAAAAAUUCAGUCACCUGGCGGAGACCAUGCGGAACUAUUUCGUAAUAGAAAAAACAUAUUUUCUUUUAAUGUACAAACGAUUUGCGAUGCUCGUUUGUUGAUUUUAGACAUAGUUGCUAGGAGGCCAGGAUCAACACAUGAUGCUACCAUAUUACGAAACUCUCGUAUUUAUGCUCGUCUUGAGAACGGAGAGUUCGGAGAUGGCCUUGUGCUUGCUGAUAAAGGGUAUGAAAAUAAUAAACGGAUUUUAACACCCCUUCAUUCCGUUAACAAUGCAGCUGAAAGACUAUAUAACGAAUCACAUAUUCGGUCAAGAAAUCCAAUUGAACGCUCUUAUGGUGUUUGGAAGCGAAGGUUUCCAGUGUUGUCUUUGGGUAUACGAAUGAAUUGCACCAAAGUCCAAUCAAUAAUUGUCGCCACAGCAGUGCUGCAAAAUAUAUGCUGCUUACAUCGCGAUACUGAAGCUCCUCCUUUAGAUCCUGAGAUUGAUAGGCGAAUUUUGUCAGUUUUAAGCAUACCGAAUAAUCGCAGCUCUGAUCGGCGCACUGAAAAAAAUGUGACGAGGAAUAAUUUAAUAAAUGGGUACUUUGCAACCUUAUAACUGCAAGUCAAGCUUUGUAAGACUAUCAAUAAAAACAAAUAAUACAACAAUGUUA